Messenger RNA from Centruroides sculpturatus (bark scorpion), 873 nucleotides. RefSeq lists its product as uncharacterized. The transcript is spliced from 2 exons. Gene Ontology annotation, molecular function: zinc ion binding; nucleic acid binding. The record is from RefSeq and is a predicted model, not a curated record. Lineage: Eukaryota; Metazoa; Arthropoda; Arachnida; Scorpiones; Buthidae. Bases 1 to 873 code for a protein of 290 amino acids.
AUGAAAAGCCCCACCAGCUAUGGUACCUCGAUGAUCAAUCCUGCCCCAGUGAUGAUACCGCAGACCAGGUGCAGUAUGGUGGCACCGACGGUAUCGGGGCUUAAUCUCAACAGUGGAGAAAGGAAUCGAUCAUGGGUCACAGCAGCAGGAUACUUGCGCUGCCCAGUUCGCCCUUAUAUUCCAAAUCCGCUGCGAUGUUUCAAAUGCCAGCGAUUUGGACACUCCCAGACCUCCUGCCGAGGCAAAAGCUUAUGUGCACAGUGUGGAAUUGAAGGUCACGACAGUACUGAAUGUAAAAGUACUCCACACUGUGUGAACUGUAAAGAUGCCCAUCCUUCUUACUCCCGGAAAUGCCCUGCAUGGCAAAGAGAAAAGGAGAUUCAACGGGUGAAAACUGUGAAAAAUGUAUCUUAUCCAGAAGCCCGUCGCAUGGUCACUCCAAGUGCACCAUUGCAGCAAAAGACAUUUGCUGCAGUUUUGAAAUCUACUAAGACAUGUGGGGUUCAAACAGAUAUUUCUGUUUCCCCAAGUGAAUCUCUUACCCGCCAUGCAAAGUGUUUAUUGAUCCCAUCUGCACAAACAGAAGAAAAGGAGAACACAAAGGCCAAAAUUUCUGUAACUAAAACCGGGAUAACAACCAGAAAUAUGGGUUCUAAAAAAGCCAGUAAGAACCCACUUAACAAACAAAGAGUGAAAGCAGCCCUCUCUAAAGUCUCAAAAAAAUCAGAAGCUCAAUCUAUGAGCGAGUUUUCUGACAUAUCUGACGAAGAGCCUAAUAUGGAGGUGACAAAACCAACGUCACCUCCAAAAGAAAAACCCCCUGUUAAAUUAAAGAGGGAUAACCUCGCUAAGAAUGCUGCCUCAAACACAUAA